Molecule: messenger RNA, 2001 nt
Organism: Lizanozyma spartinae
Lineage: Eukaryota; Fungi; Ascomycota; Pichiomycetes; Serinales; Debaryomycetaceae
Gene: CUP2
Product: Cup2p
Exons: 1
Coding region: 1-2001 (666 amino acids)
Biological process (GO): intracellular copper ion homeostasis; intracellular iron ion homeostasis; positive regulation of transcription by RNA polymerase II
Cellular component (GO): nucleus
Molecular function (GO): copper ion binding; RNA polymerase II cis-regulatory region sequence-specific DNA binding; DNA-binding transcription factor activity, RNA polymerase II-specific
Source: RefSeq, a predicted model, not a curated record
AUGAUUAAACCAAAAGGAAGACCAGCAUCCCAGUGUCAACACUGCAGAGAACAACGUAAACUCAAGGCUCAUCAUGUUGCUUGUACAUGUGGGAAGAAAGGAAAGUCCCCAGGUACUCAUUUAGCUUCUUGUCUUUGCCAUAAAAAUAGUCAUUGCACAUGUUCAAAUAAGAAUACUGUCAGUGACCCUCGCAAAAAGAAAGUUACCAAAUCAAAUAUGGCUACUUCUUCAUCUACUAUUUCACUUGAUUCAUUAAAAUCACCUGCUAGUGCUUCUUCCCUUCCUUUAACAGACACAGCCACUCAUAUAAAUGGUGCUGGCAGUGCCAAUCCUUUAGGUUCAAUUCCCGCUACAUCCGGGCACAUUAAUGGUAAUGCAGCUUUUUCACCGGGAACAUCCCAUUUGAAUAAUUCUGCAAAGUCUACCCCCUCUCCCCAUUCACAAUCCAAGAAAGAUAUCUCAAAAUCGUCAACCAUUUUGCAUACUUCCUUCAAUAAUGCUUCGAAGUCCAAAAAUUCGUCAUCUUCAAGCUUGAACGGGUAUAGCAAACAGAUAUUUCAGCAUCAACAGCAACAACUGCAGUUACCAUUGCUUGAUGGUCAACAGAAAGCUAAUCAAUAUGUUCAAAUUUCUAGUAAAUCAUCUGACCAGAAACAACGACAGUCUCAAGAUUUAAACUCGAAUACGAAUGCCAACAACUUGCCUAAUCUUGAAUCAAACUAUGUUAUUGAGGAUAUAGUUUUUCCCUUUGAUGUCUCAGCAAGUGGAGGUUUGUUUGAUAUGUUUAGUCCAUCAGAUUUGUCUCAGACUUCGUCUCAAUUAACUCUUAACGGACCAAAUGGGACAGGAAUUUCUAAUCCAAUUAAUGGAGGUUAUAACAUAUCUGCAUUGAAUGGUACGAGUAAUUUUACAGCUGCAAAUGGUGCUUUUACCUCCACAAAUAAUUCAUCUGGGAUUAAUAAUGGCCAAACUAGUAUCAAUGUUUAUGAUUCCGGUUCUAAUGGCCACAUCGAUAUGAAUACAAGCCCUAAUAUGAAUUCAGAUCAAAAGAAUCCACAAUCACCAUCUCUUGAUAAUAUUUUCCCAUUGUUUCCUUUGGUUGGCUCCUUUUCCCUUGAUGAAAAUAGUGAGUUUAAUGAUAACAAGAUGAACAAUACUAUGGUUCUGAAUAUGAAUAGUAAUAUUGCUACACAAUCAACCACUUCAUAUAACAAUUCUUCAGCCAAUAAUUCUGGUGUUUUAACUAGUCCAACGACGGGAGGAUCGUACACACCUGCAUCAAAUAUGAUGCACACUAAUGUUGUUGGUCAGCCUAAACCGGUUUAUGCUGCGGGUAACAAUAGUAGCCAUUAUCCACAAACCCAUAGACCAAGAAGACCUGAGAGUGUACUUUCUGUGACAUCAAAUUCUUCAACCGCCACAAACCAACUGGCUGCUUAUCCACCAUCUGGUGCUGGUGGACCACAUCAUCUGGGGAUAAACAGAAAUAAUUCAAUACUGUCAUUUGAUAGUCUUCCCUUACAGCAUCACCCAAAAACACAGAAGAAAGUUGUUCAUCACCAUGAAAUUCCUAUAAGGGAACUUAAUGAUGAUGUGAAUGUGAUAUUGAGCAGAUCUCAAUCCGUUGAGCCUGGAUACGGUACAACACUGCCACUUGCUCCUUCGGUUCCAUCUCUGACUGAUGUUGCAGCUCUGACGUUACUUAAUCAGUCACAAUUGGGAAUUAAUGGUUCCAAAAUCCCCGAUACUAGUGAUGUAUUGUUCAAUUAUGAGAAUGCUAUCAUGACGAACGGUGUUCACAAUGGGGUUGAUUUUAUGAAUGGAAAUAAUACGGAUAUGAUUACAAGCGGGUCAAGUACUGUAUACAAUGACCCUAAUGGUAAAUUACCCAAUGGAUCCAAAGUAUAUUCAUAUGAAGAUUAUGCACCUAUGUUGGAAGGGUUUAAUGAUUUAAUGUCGCCUAUUUUUGGUAGCAGUGAACCUACUGAAUUUAUAGGCUAG